Diaporthe batatas is the source of this 588-nucleotide messenger RNA. RefSeq lists its product as uncharacterized. NCBI's taxonomy places the organism in Eukaryota, Fungi, Ascomycota, Sordariomycetes, Diaporthales, Diaporthaceae. The transcript is spliced from 2 exons. The record is from RefSeq and is a predicted model, not a curated record. The coding region runs from base 1 to 588 and encodes 195 amino acids.
AUGGCGCACCUACGCCCCCCGCCGCUCCUCCUCACCAAGCGCCUGACCUCCUUCCUGCAGCUCAACCUCUCCGCGCAAAUAACCACCCUCCUGCUGCUCACCCCCGACGGCAAGCUCCUGGCCUACGCCUCCCAGCCGCCCAUCCCCGUCGUCACCCUGCGCACCCACGGCACCGUCGCGGCGAGCCUAUACACCAUCCACAGCAACGGCGCCGACCAGGAUACCAUAGACGCCGCCCUGCCGCCCGGCAGCAGGGCCAGGAGGGCCAGCCGCGGCGGGGGCAGCAUCACCAGCAAGAGCGACGGGCCCCUGGCCGUGACCAUCCAGCUCGAGAGCGGCACGGUGCUGGUGAUACGGCGCCUGAGGUGCGGCAUGCUCUUCCCGCUGGGCUCGCCCCCGGAGACGGCCAGCAUCCACAGCGCCGCCACGGGCAUGUCCACGACCAGCACCAGCUCGACCGUCUUCGGCGCCGGGACCGCCGGGGUCGCGGCCACGCGGCGGCACGCGGAGGAGCUGGCGCGGUGGCUGGACGACAAGCUGGGCGCGCUGGACGUCCCGGAGGACGGCCUCACGGGGGUGGUGGGGUGA